This is a messenger RNA of Copidosoma floridanum, 2246 nucleotides long. RefSeq names its product monkey king protein. The record is from RefSeq and is a predicted model, not a curated record. NCBI's taxonomy places the organism in Eukaryota, Metazoa, Arthropoda, Insecta, Hymenoptera, Encyrtidae. Gene Ontology annotation, biological process: RNA 3'-end processing. Gene Ontology annotation, molecular function: poly(A) RNA polymerase activity; RNA binding.
AUUGAACCUAAAUAUUUUCUGAGAGUAGUGACGGCAAGCGGUCAGGAAUUGUAAAUUUACAAAAAUAGAAAACUUAAUAUUUAGAGUAUAUUGAAUUACUCCGAAUCAGUAAGACCAAUAUGAAGAAAACAUGUACAGCUUGCCAAAUUGAGUGUCCAGAUGAUGCUGCAUAUCAAGGGCACAUUUCAGGCAAAAGACAUGCAAAAAUGGUUGAACAAAUAGAACAACAACGAUCAAUGAUCCAAAAAUCAAUAUUUAUUGCUGGUCUUCCACCUUACCUGUCCAAAGAUCAAUACAGAGACUCAUUUCUUUCGUUUUUUGCUCAAUAUGGGCACAUUAAGUACUACAAGUUUGGUCCAAGACAUUGUAUUAUUGAAUUUGCCACUAGAGAACCAGCCGAAUACUUUCUUUCAAGGCCUACAUACUUUGACAAUAUAAAGUUAAACAUUGUUCAAAGAGUAGUAAAACCAAAUGAUUUAUUGGCCAAGCCAAAAAAAGGAGAGAAAAAAACAGAGCGCAUCAAUGACACGGACGAGUUGGAUUACAAAAAUAUCAAACCUAUUUUCGAAGAGGAUACUUCUUUUGAGGAGCAGCUUAAAAAGUUCUUGGAGGCCGUUUCCAUUGACUCAAAAGAAAUUCAAACGCGUUAUAAAUCAACGUGUCAAAACCUGCAGGAAACUUUUGAGAUUUUUUUCCCUCGCUGUACAACGUCAAGGUUCGGUUCGACUGUGUCCGGCUUGGGUUUCAAAAACUGCGACUUAGAUAUCUACAUGGACCCUGGUAUCCCUUUCACAAACGACCUGGAUCCCCCACCGGGAGUCAAAUCAUCAGCUUCUGUAUUUGCAGAGAUUAAGCGCAUACUCUACGCAAAACCAAAAUUAUUUUCAAAAAUCGUACCUAUCCCCAAAGCGAAAACACCGAUCAUCAAGUUCACUUUUGUACCGACAAGCAUUUCGUGCGAUUUGUCCAUCAAGAAUAGUCUAGCCGUGCACAACAGUAAACUGAUUAAGCACCUACUAUCGAUGGACGAACGAUUACCAGCUGCUAUGAUGAUCCUGAAAUAUUGGCCGGCGGUAAAUUUCAUGCCUACUGUUUUCGAUUUAAAAAAAUCGAUCCCGGCUAAAAUUGUGGAAGGAUGGCAGGUCAAUUUCAACAGCAGUGUACGGCUGAAGAAUACUUCAGACACGAACAUUGCGCAACUACUCGGCGGAUUUUUCGAUUUCUAUGCCAACUACAACUUUAAGCUGAACGUCGUUUGUCCCGUGGACGGUAUUUCGCAUAAAAAAAUAAUCCUCAACUCUGUGGAAACGUUGCCGGAUAGUAUGCGCUUGUACAAAGAGUACUUGAAGAUACGAGAAAGUGCCUUUACUUUCCCUCUGACGAAGCCCAUGUGCGUACAAGAUCCAAACGAAUUGAACCACAACGUCACAGAAAGCAUCAGUGAAAAGUACCUCGAGAUCUUUCAAAAUUACUGUAAAUUGGCUGCAGCUGCGUGCCAGGCCGAAGCUACCAACAAUUACAAAAAGUUUCUACUAUCCCUUUUUAAUUUGAACGUCACCGUGCCGAAAACACCUAAAGAGUCGCAAGUGAUUUCAUUUGUUUAUUAUUGCAACAAUACCAUGGAAGUUGGUCUUCCGGAUGAUUUCAAUACUCGCACAGAUAUCAAAGACAAAGAUGUAUUUGUAAAAGAACAUUGGUGUGAUUUAGUCAUAAGUUUAGUACAAAAAUUCCUCGAAAGGGUUCUCAAACUUCAAGUCCAGUAUAUUGAUAAGCAAGAGCUUAAGCAGCCGAAAGUCGAAUCAGAGUCCGAUGUGCACACAAAUGAUCAGAGUAAAGUGAUUUUGCGCUGUACUGGAGAUUCUUGUCUGUGGAGGGAUCGAAAGGGUGGUACAGUAAGCAUCGAUCCAUCUCUGUCUCUACUCGAAAAGGAAACAUUGAUAACUCAAAAAAUUUAUGAUCAGUUGAAAUCCAAAAACAGAUUGCAUAAUGAAAAAAUUGACGUGGAUUGUAACAUUCUAAAGAAAAACGUAAAGAAACCAUACCUUUUAUUUAAAUUAUCGAAUCGUGAUUCUAGCAAGGUAGCUUUCAGUGAGGCCACAUCAUAUAUUAAAAGUAAAUUACCUGUAAUAUUAGAUAAAACUUCAUGUAAAAAAUACUCAAAAGUUAUUUUCAAACAUUUUCAAAACGUUCUCGCGCUCAAGUAUCGAGUAUCAAGCGUCGUUACAAUUUUUGCUUUAUCAAAGUGA